Molecule: messenger RNA, 1614 nt
Organism: Alternaria postmessia
Lineage: Eukaryota; Fungi; Ascomycota; Dothideomycetes; Pleosporales; Pleosporaceae
Exons: 5
Coding region: 1-1614 (537 amino acids)
Source: RefSeq, a predicted model, not a curated record
AUGGGAGAUCCUGUUCUUGAAUUCCUUCAACUUGAGGCGAACGAAGUGAUCGACAACCACUCUAACUCGACGGUGGAUCUCAUGAAAGGGCAUGUUCUGCCCAAGUUAAGAGUUUUAGGCUUGUUCGUAGGGAACUCGCCCAUCUUUACACAAGACGAGCUACUAUUUUGGGGCGACCAAGCAGGCUGGGAGAGUCUUACGUUUCUCGGACUGUAUCAUACUCAGUCUUUCAUCCCUUUCGUAGGGCGAACACCGAAUCUAGAGGAGUUGUGGCUUCUUCCUCUAGAGGGGGAGGAUACCACAGGUUUAGAUUCGCAUCUAGCUGGAUUCAAAGACUCCUACCCGUUCCCAGCACUUCGCCAACUCAAGGCUCGAUCUCCCUGGAGAGAUAUCGCCCUGUCACAACAGAAUGACCGUGUUAUCCCCUGGUAUCUGAUCAACCGACUGUCACCAGAACACCUUACGUCCCUAGAUUUGUCUCGUUCUUCUCAUCGCGACCAGGACGUAACGGAUGUACCUCAAGCUGAAGAUAUCGCCAGAGUUCGUGCCAUAUGCCCUAAUCUACAAGAUCUGCGCUUGGACAUGAUUAUACCAUGGAGUCACGAGCCGUUCCCACGCGAUAUCGCAAAGGAACUAACCGCAUUCACCAAACCUAUCAGUUUGACAAUCUACUUACAUGUUACUCGCCAUCCUCACCUUGGGACAGAAGCUCUGUAUCUUUGGAUCGCACGCGGCUUGCGAUGGUGUUUCAGGUCUUCGUUCAAGAUAGCGCGGUGCUUUCUCAAGGAGCGCGAAAGCCAAAGGAUCCACGGCCAACCUCGAUUCUCUGUCAACAUCAUAUGGGCCAAUGAUGUGUUUGCGGAGAACGACUCAAUCAGGUCUGCCCAUUUCCACAUAUGCACUGUUGAGACGCACCAGGACGUUUCACGCUCUCACAACGAAAUAUUGUUCAAGCACGCUACUUCAAACAAAGACAUCGAGAAGAUGAGUUUGGAUCAGCUAAAAGACAGAACAAAGCCACGACUCGGGAAUAUUGUUGGCGGUCGAGCACGUUAUCUUCGCGAAAUCAGACGCCGCGAGAAUCUUGAUGACGUCGGAACAGGGGCCUACGAGAUAGACGCCACACUCUACGACAUUCUGACUGCGUCAGAUCCAGUUUUGCAAAGUAAGACAUCCAGAUGCACAAACGUCCUGCACCCAACAAGAUGCCCAAAUCGGAUGAAGAGACGCCGGGUUAGCGACCAAGGAGAGUGUAGGAUGUGCCAGGAAAGACGGAGUAGCUUGAGCGUGCUACCGAGGAAGAGCUUGGUAGACAGUUUCGCGAAGCUUGAGAGCUUGAAGCGGAGGACGAGCAGUGCGGUGGUGGAACGAGAUGGGGAUGAAGGCGGAGGAACUGAGGGGAGUGCAGAUGCGAUGACGAUAUCUGUGACUCCCAAAUUCGAGCGAAGGAGUUCAACGCUGCUCAUCUACGUGGAGAGAGAGAAGAUACUCGAUUUCGAGAUCCUGAAGCAGCAGCGGUUACAGCCGAGGAAAAGAACAAGAAAGACACGCGCAAUCACAAAGCCACGAGGAAGGCUCAUCGAAGCACCAGAGCACACAGAACUUCAAAGUUGA